Molecule: messenger RNA, 1809 nt
Organism: Penicillium maclennaniae
Lineage: Eukaryota; Fungi; Ascomycota; Eurotiomycetes; Eurotiales; Aspergillaceae
Exons: 2
Coding region: 1-1809 (602 amino acids)
Biological process (GO): spindle assembly
Cellular component (GO): HAUS complex; mitotic spindle microtubule
Molecular function (GO): microtubule binding
Source: RefSeq, a predicted model, not a curated record
AUGGCGACUUCAAGACCGACACGGCCAAAUCCCCUGGACUGGCCGGCGCCAUCUCACCUGACAGUAUUUGUUCGCAACCUAAAGCUGCUUCAACUUGAUCAGCGCGAGGACUGGCCUAAUAUCACCGUCCGCUCGCUCUCCCCCUCAUCCCAGAAUCAGCGACAUCGCGUUCGUCUUGUUGAAUGGGCCUUGUACUACCUUUGUACUAUCUGGGAUCCUGAGAAUGCACAAAACAAACUCCGUCCCUUUUUCCCACCACUAGAACCCCUGCAGUCUGUCAAUCUUCGUGCAGCUUUGUUCCGGGUUCUGACAGAACUCAAGAAAAAUGGUGACCUCGGACGAGAAGCUGUUAUCCGCAAAACAAUGCUGGAUGACUGCAGGGGUGAGAAAUUUGACGAGCUGCUCGCCGUCUUCUCUACCGUUGUGUUACGGAAGCUCGUGGUCGUCUCAGCCGAAGAGAUGCAUUGGAACCUCGCCAUGAAGCUAUCUACAGCUGGUUCCAUUACUCUGGGACAGUAUCAGAAUAUGCUGCCUCUGAUCCUCGCGCACCAAGUGUCCCUCCAUGCGGCAGGGGCCCGUUGUGCUCGGGCACACGAGAUCUACGACCAGUUCUCCAGGCUUCUGGACGAUAAGAAGAUCGAACUUUCCGAGCGUGCCAAGAAGUCUGCAAGUGAGAAGUAUCAUAUGCCAGCUGAUUCGGAAAGCUUGGCUCGUGAGCUGCAAGCAAAUUGGCUGGGUAGUGAAGAGUGGGCUACCGCUCUACUCCACGGAGGGUCACAAAGCAGCACGGACUCUUUCCUAGAGCUACCAUUCUCGCAAGCAUGGGCUCAGGCAAAGGCGCCGAACGCGCAUGGUCUCACAACUGGAGCGAAGCCAGAUCUGGUGAUCGACUUGGAAAAACGGGUCUUGCGUCUGCGGAGUCGACUGCGAAAGUGGCAUGAGUUUAAUGAUUCGCUUCGUAAGGAGAGAUUUGGAAGCUCCAAUUCCGUGGGGGUUGAUUCUCAAGAGUCUCGCCUGCUGUUCCGGGAUCAUCAGGCCUUGACUGUUGCGAGCAUAUCGAAGACCGCUCGACAGUCUGGUGAUCGUGGAAGAUUCCUCCAAGACGCAGAUCGGUCGUUCUUGUCAAACGUGAAGGAAGCUUUGAUGCGUGUCAAUGGCCAGUCUCGCACGAAUGCCGGUCCUGCUGUUUCGGUGGAGAUCGCAACGAAGCCAGCAGCGCUCCAAAAACCCGUCACGGACUUUGAAAGCGGGCCACCCUCACCGAGCUAUGAUCCAGACCUUCCCUCACCACCACUAAACUUCGACUCUCCAGACCCAUCUCCACCCCAUGGAGAGGAGAGCAGCUUGCCCACUCCGACCGUCCGCCUGUCUCCUGACGAAGGCUCGGAGAUUGAGCCGGAGCCAGAGCCUCGCAAGAACGUGCCAACCUCACACUACACUCUCGCUGAGCGGACCCGUAAAUCGAUGUCUCUCAUCCCACCACUCCCCACACAUGAAACACAGCCCCGUCCUUUACGUCGUGGUCCACGGACUUCAUUCCCGGUGAACCAAUUCGAGACGCCGCGCAAAUCCUCGCGCCCGUCUGGUGGCCGAUCCGGAGCCUCCACUCCCCAGGACAAGCUCUUUGAAGAAGAUGCCGAGUACGCCAGUGUCUUCAAGUCCCGACCACGUGUGGCGCUGAGUCCUAUAUCUUCCCCUGCUGUCCAUGUGAGUCCUUCCUUGGAUGAGGAGGAGUUUGAAUUGGAGGAAGAUUAUGAUGGCGAGUGGGGUGAUAUUGAUUCACCUUUGGUUGCCUCUCGGAUGAGAUGA